Molecule: messenger RNA, 909 nt
Organism: Trifolium pratense (red clover)
Lineage: Eukaryota; Viridiplantae; Streptophyta; Magnoliopsida; Fabales; Fabaceae
Product: truncated FRIGIDA-like protein 1
Exons: 1
Source: RefSeq, a predicted model, not a curated record
GUAAAAAACAUCACCAUUCCUCCUCCGCAAGACACUAUUCCCGCCAGCGCAAAACGGCGGUCAUUCACUCUCACCGUCUCCAUCUUCACACUAGGGUUUACAGAAUUUCCCAAUCAUUCCAUUAAUCUCUCAAAUCUCUGUCUCCAUCUCCAUUCUAGGGUUUAAACAAUGGCAACAUUGAAAAUCAUUUCAGCAGCAUUGAAUCUCAUCGACACAAAGAAAGAAAAUCUCAAAACCGCAUUCGAAAAUCUCCAAUCUCACUCUUCAUUCCAUCAUUCACUUCCUCUUUCAUGGCUUGAACUCGAUUCCCACUUCACCACUCUCCAAAAAUCCCUUAAUAACCGCUUUGAAAUCCUACAAUCACUGGAACACUCGCAUUCUCAAUCCCAAUCCAAAACCCUAAUUUCCAACCCCAAAGACGAGAACUUUUCUGUAAACCCUACCUACCCGUCGUCGAGCAGGAACAAAUUGAGAGUUUUGUGUGAGAAGGUUGAUGGUAUAGGGUUGAGGAAUUACAUUCUGGAUAAUUUUAAGGAUAGAAUUAGGAUUCAGGCGGAACUUAUCGAGGAGUUUCAGCAUGCUCCAGAUGCGGGGGAGAUGGUUUUGCAAUCAUUGGAAGGGUUUUAUGUGUUGAAUGGUAAAUUUAAUGAUAAGGGAUUGAGUAGGAUGGGGAGGAUUUGCAAUACGUUGUUGAAGCUUUUGGGUGUUGCUGGUGUGAAUGUGAGUUCUAAGGUUAAGGAGAAAGCGUUGAAGGUGGCUUUGGAAUGGAAAGCGAGGAUGAGGGAUGAUUAUGGUAACAUUGUGGGGGCUUUGGGGUUUUUAUAUUUGGUUUAUGGAUUUGGUAUUCUUUCUGAAUUCAGUAUGGAUGAGCUUGUUGAAUAUGCAGCCAGGGCUGCCGUUAAUGGAGAG